AUGGCUCUCGAGGUCAAGAAGCUGGGUGUGAUUGGCGCUGGACAGAUGGGUCUUGGUAUAGCCCUUGUUGCCGCCCAGAAAGCCGGAGUACCGGUCACCCUGGUCGACAACUCGCAAACCUCUCUCGACAAAGGCAUGAAAUUCGCAGACAAGCUCCUCGAAAAGGAUGUCUCGAAGUCAAGAAUUACACAGGAAAUGGCUAAAGAAACAAAGUCCCGACUCAACCCUACUACCAAGAUGGAAGACCUCUCGGACGUUGACUUUGUCAUCGAAGCAGUGCCAGAGAUACCCGACCUCAAAACAUCAAUAUUCGCACAACUUGCCCAAAUCUGUCCUCCCCACACUAUACUCGCUACCAACACCUCCUCAAUUUCCAUCACAAAAUUAGCAGCCGCUACGACCAAAGACCCAACAGACACCUCCGUCUCCUCACGGGUUAUAAGCACACAUUUCAUGAACCCAGUACCCGUGCAAAAAGGCGUGGAAAUCAUCUCCGGCCUACAAACCUCCCAGUCCACGGUCGAUGCCGCCCUGGAACUCUGCAAGCGCAUGGGCAAAGUCCCCUCUAUCUCUGCCGACUCGCCCGGCUUUCUAGCCAAUCGCAUACUGAUGCCAUACAUAAACGAAGCGAUAAUAUGUCUGGAGACAGGGGUGGGCCAGAAGGAGGAUAUUGAUAACAUCAUGAAGAACGGGACCAAUGUUCCAAUGGGACCGUUGCAGUUGGCGGAUUUUAUUGGAUUGGAUACUUGUCUGGCGAUUAUGGAGACAUUGCACCAGGGGCUGGGGGAUAGCAAAUACCGACCUGCAGUGCUGUUGAGACAGAUGGUGGAUGCGGGCUGGUUGGGCAAGAAGUCCGGCAAGGGCUUUUACGAUUACUGA
Molecule: messenger RNA, 879 nt
Organism: Endocarpon pusillum Z07020
Lineage: Eukaryota; Fungi; Ascomycota; Eurotiomycetes; Verrucariales; Verrucariaceae
Exons: 2
Coding region: 1-879 (292 amino acids)
Biological process (GO): fatty acid metabolic process
Molecular function (GO): oxidoreductase activity, acting on the CH-OH group of donors, NAD or NADP as acceptor; NAD+ binding
Source: RefSeq, a predicted model, not a curated record